This is a messenger RNA of Adineta steineri, 432 nucleotides long. The record is from the annotation of a GenBank genome assembly. NCBI's taxonomy places the organism in Eukaryota, Metazoa, Rotifera, Eurotatoria, Adinetida, Adinetidae.
AUGAUCCACAUAAUAAAUUGGUAUAAACCACGAUGGCGUUUAUUAAUAGUUUUAUUAACACCAUUGGUUCUUCUUCCAAUACCACUUGUUCGUAAAUCAUCUCAAGCACGAUGUGGUUAUAUUGUACUUAUUUUAACUAUCUAUUGGGUUUUCGAAGCAAUACCAUUAGCUCUUUUUUCAAUGUGUUUAAUGUGGAUUAGUAAUUCAGCAGCAACAUCAAUUAUGUUACCGGUUGCAUUAGCAAUAACUAAUGAACUUGAAAGUCAUACUAAAGGAUAUCAUGAAAAGAAAAAUGGUGCUAAAGAAGCUACAGCUGUAGUAAAUGGUUUCCUUCUAGCUGUUGUAUAUUCAGCAACAAUUGGUGGUUUAUCAAGGUUACUUGGUACAGCACCAAACAUUUUUGUUAAAGGUUUUACUGAUAAGUUAUUAUAA